Messenger RNA from Plasmodium fragile, 3018 nucleotides. RefSeq lists its product as uncharacterized. Bases 1 to 3018 code for a protein of 1005 amino acids. Gene Ontology annotation, cellular component: 90S preribosome; nucleolus; preribosome, small subunit precursor. The transcript has a single exon. NCBI's taxonomy places the organism in Eukaryota, Apicomplexa, Aconoidasida, Haemosporida, Plasmodiidae. Gene Ontology annotation, molecular function: RNA binding. Gene Ontology annotation, biological process: endonucleolytic cleavage to generate mature 5'-end of SSU-rRNA from (SSU-rRNA, 5.8S rRNA, LSU-rRNA); endonucleolytic cleavage in ITS1 to separate SSU-rRNA from 5.8S rRNA and LSU-rRNA from tricistronic rRNA transcript (SSU-rRNA, 5.8S rRNA, LSU-rRNA); endonucleolytic cleavage in 5'-ETS of tricistronic rRNA transcript (SSU-rRNA, 5.8S rRNA, LSU-rRNA). The record is from RefSeq and is a predicted model, not a curated record.
AUGAACGGAUUUAGAGCGAACACGAAUAGGCAUAAAUGGAAGUAUUGUAAUAAGGGCAACGGGACUCAGAAUGGCAACAAAGGUAGAUUUGAUCGGAAGCGUGAUAUGAUAUACAAGAAAAAUGAAGAAAAAAAUGUAGAAGAAAUUGUGGACUAUUUGAUUAACAUUUCUUACAUUUUAAAUGAAAAGUAUGAAAAGUAUUUUGUUCAUGAGUUGAAGGAAGAUAAUUUAAAAAAAGGAAAUAAAUGUUUUGGUGCCAUCAAUUUGAACUACUCCUACGAUGUGGAAGACGACAUAUGCAUUUUGAUAAAGAUAAAAGACGAAAUAAAAGGAAGCGAGAAGGAGUUAGCAGAUCAGAGGAAGUGCUCGAAGAUAAUGGAAAAGCUAAUAUACUAUUGUUUUUUCCUUUUAAAAUAUAAUGAAAAGGAUGAUCAGGAUGGGAGCAAUGGGAAAAUGAGCAUGCAGUGCAUAGAAAUUUAUAACCAUUUUUUGCAAGUCAUUUGUUCUGACUACAUCAAGUUAGCAUUGUCCAGUUAUGCUUCCCAUUUUGUGCAGACUGUUAUUUGCGUAUACUCCUUUUUUAGAAGAGUGGAGGAGAUGUAUGUUGAAGAGUUGAAGAAAAGAAACAAGGGUUACCAACCGUUGGGUGUUUACUUCAAAGAAAUUUGUAACGUGACCACGGAGAAGGUGUUCACGCUCAUGUUGAAUAAAUCUGGAACACACGUGUUAAGGUCAUUUUUGUAUUCCCUGGGUGGCUACCUAAAUAUUAACAUUUCGAAUAUAUCAUUUAGAAAGUCCAAAGUUAGGGGAACGAGCACGAGGACUGAAUUGAAGUACCUGGACAAAGGGCAAAGUAAGGGUGCCACGGGCGCAGGGGGAGAUGACCUGUUUUACGAAUACGUUGACAUAAUUGUGCAGAAGGUGACGGAGGAAAUUGCCAACCCGAAGGUGUCUCUCCCGAUGAAGAAUUUGCUAUACCAGUACGUCUUCUAUGACCAGGACGCGGGUUCAAACGGUGCAAACGGUGUAAACUAUGUAAACAGUCUGAACGGUGGAAAAGGGAGUACCGUGCGUAAUGGCGAUACGCAUGGCGAUAAGCAAGGCGCUCGCGAGGAGCAAUCCCUCGGAGAUGCCAAGUACAUUAUGGAGAGCCAAAGUCAGCAUUUCAUCCCGCCGCUGCUGUACCACACGUAUGCAGUUCCAGCGCUGGGAACCCUGUUCGAACUCCUGAAGGAGAAAAAUGUGGAAUGCGAUAAAUUAGUGAGAGAAGUAUUUCUAAUAGAGAAGACAAAAAAGUAUUUUAUUAACAAGACGCGAGAAAAUUGCAAGUGCCACGAAGAGAGUCCCCUAAAGCAAAUGCUGAAUAUUUUGAUUAAGAUGGAUGGGCCCAGCAUCAUGAUAGAAAAAUUGCUAAAAAUGAAUACAGAACCCAUCUUCUACGUGUUCAAUAUAUACAUUUUAAAAAAUAUAAAUAGCUUGGUGUGCGACAAUGCAUACUCCAGUUUGGUCAUCUUUAAUUACCUCACGUUGGAAAACAUCACGGAAGAGAUGUUUGACUUGCUCAUGAAAAAUGUGGACAUCGAUUUGAUAAUUCGAAGGAAAAAAUUUAACGUGCUGAGGCGCCUGUUCGAUUUGUCACAGUGUUACCAGAGGAACUGCAAGUUUCUCCUGAACGCUUUGCUGCGCUGGUUACGCGUGGUGGGUCCUGUUAUCGCGAACAGUGGCAAGAUUGAUCAUGGGAGUAAUGGACCAUCGGGCAACGGCGUUACUGAGGCAGCCCCCGUUGGCGCUGUGGGCGAUGGUAAAUUCCUGUGGAUAUGCAUCUUGUGCAUGCGUAGCUACCAGGAGCUACACCCUGUGCUCCGAGAUGUGUUCAGGGAGCAGAAGAAAAAGGGCCCAGGGGAAGAGGAGGGGGAAAGUGACAACAAUGGAGAGAACGCCAAUUUGAACAACUACAAUUUUUACGAUUAUAUAAAAGUGGAUACAAACGGCUACUACAUCCUGACGCACAUUCUGUCCUUUCCAAAAGAAUCCAUUACGCCUGUGAUUAAUUCUUUUAAGCAGUUUUGUAAUUUUUUAAAAAUUGUAAAUGGCAAUGUAGCUAGCCAAAAGGAUGUUGAAAAGUAUAAUAAUUUUUUUGAGACAUUCGGAGGAACCCAUGCGGGGCGUGAAACGCGUGAAGAGGCAGGUGAUGGUGAUGUUGGAAAUGGGGUAGCUGUUGAGGGAGGGAGACAGAUUCCGCCUGAACAUGCAAGGACAGGUAGUAAUAAUUUCCCCCCUCCAAAGAGAGAUGGCACAAAAGUCAAACCUUUUAUACGGAAGAAUGCAGACUUAAGAGGAAAUAUUUUGCUUUACUUCUCCUGUGAUAAAAAUUUGUCCGUCUUGUGUGAAAAAAUCGCACACACAUUUAACUUAAUAAACGCAAAAUAUUUGCGCAAUUUUAUUCUGUUGUUUAAAAGUGAGUAUAAGAGAAUAGCUAGCCAUUAUGUAGGAGCGCACACUAUAGUAACCUUUUUCAAGCUUGGCUCCGACGAGGUGAAGAAGAAAAUAUUGGAUGCCCUCGUGGAGGAGGAUAUUAACAUGUUUAAUGGCUACAUAAGGAAUUUCAUGAAGCUGAAGGAAUAUAAAAAGACCAAAACGAUAAGCACGAAUAGUAAGAAGUACCUCAAGGCGAAGGAGAUGUUCCAGGACAUCCUGGCCACUGCGAGGGAGAAGGAGGGAGCAGUGCCAGAAGAGGAAGGGGUUGAAGAUGCAGAAGAGGAACACGUAGAGCAAUCCCAUGAGGACAACGAGGUAGCCACUUCGGAUGAGGCUGGCUCGCUACAUUCUACGGACGUGGAAAAUGGAAAAACUGAUGCCAAGGGACCAGCUGCUAGCGCUGAUAUGCCUGGCGGAGAUGAAGACUACAUGAAUUUGAUAACAGACUUUAUAAAGAACUCGAAAAAGAAGAGCCGAAAGAGGAAGAAGGAAAAGGAAAAGAUAGAGCAAGUACUGGGGAAAAAGGCCAAGGGCACGUAA